Cyphellophora europaea CBS 101466 is the source of this 1278-nucleotide messenger RNA. Its product is annotated as GTP cyclohydrolase II. Gene Ontology annotation, molecular function: GTP cyclohydrolase II activity. The transcript has a single exon. The coding region runs from base 1 to 1278 and encodes 425 amino acids. The record is from RefSeq and is a predicted model, not a curated record. Gene Ontology annotation, biological process: riboflavin biosynthetic process. NCBI's taxonomy places the organism in Eukaryota, Fungi, Ascomycota, Eurotiomycetes, Chaetothyriales, Cyphellophoraceae.
AUGACCGCCUCUUCCACAGACCUCCCGCCUCACCACUCUCCAGUUCUUGCCCCCACUGCCACCCGCCCAUCUUCGCAAUACCUCAAAGAAUGGACCGACCUACAACCGUCCGGGCCCUCUACACCUGCCGUGCCCGGGCUACUUUCUCCCCAAUUCACACCUCCAGCAACUCCUGGCGCCGGCACACCCUCCCGCCACCUGACAUCCGAACCCAAGUCCACACCCGUCGACACCUCCCUCGACGACCCGGCCGCGAAGAAGCCCCGCCUUGUUGAAAGACUGCCCCAUGUGGAAUGCGUGGUGCGCGCGCGCAUCCCCACGACCUCGGGCGCGGAGAUGUUUCUGCACCUGUACCAGAACGACAGCGACGACAAGGAGCACUUGGCCAUCGUGUUCGGCAACAGCAUACGCAGCAAGAGUCUCGAUGCCGAGCGGCCAGGCGAGACAGAGAUGGACCGUAUGAUCCGCGGCGCGUACACAGGAAGGCUGAGACCCGGGCGCGUGAGUUCCAGAGUUGAUCCUGCGGCGGGUGAGAAGCGGAGGGUUGCUGGCACGAAGGGUCGAGGCAGGGCGGGGAGCUCUGCGCUGAGGAACGUUGCAACACCAGACACGGUGCCAGAGCAUGAAGCGUUGAAUACGUCGCCGGCGGCCCAGCAGCAGACGACUUCGCUCGAAAACAGCGUCUCAUCUCUCACCCUCGCCGAGGACACCGCAGAAGACGAUGCAGAGCUCUCGAAGCCCCCGCUCGUGCGCAUUCACUCCGAAUGCUACACCGGCGAGACGGCCUGGUCAGCGCGCUGCGACUGUGGCGAACAGCUCGACGAGGCAGCGCGCCUGAUGUCCCUACCCUCCUCCACCGGCGGGGUCAUCGUCUAUCUGAGACAAGAGGGCCGCGGCAUCGGGCUGGCCAGCAAACUCAAAGCAUACAACCUACAGGAUCUGGGCAAUGACACUGUAGAGGCGAACUUGCUGCUGCGCCAUCCUGCGGACGCGCGCACGUACGGCCUAGCCACAGCGAUACUGUGCGAUUUGGGAUUAGGAAAAGAGACGGGCGCGGGCGGGGAAGAGGAGGAAGGGCUGGGCAUUCGCUUGCUGACGAACAAUCCGGACAAGGUCCGCGCGGUGGAGGGGCCGGCUAAGGAGGUGCGGGUCAGGGAGCGGGUGGCUAUGGUGCCGUUGGCGUGGAGGACCGGUGGUGUCAGGGGUGUCAAGGGCGUUGAGAUCGAGCGAUAUCUGGAUACGAAGAUCAGGCAGAUGGGGCAUAUGAUUCAUGAAUGA